AUGAGUUCAAUAUGGGAGUAUUAUAAUGAAAAAUCAAUACUGAUGACAGGUGGUUCUGGCUUCCUAGGAACAGCACUUGUCCAUCGCCUGCUUACAAGUACAUCGGCAUCGCGUAUUUAUGUGGUCUGUCGAGGAGGUGCAAAGAAGCUUGAGGCCAGAUGGAAGGAAUGGAUGCCCAGUGACACAGUCCGUCGUAUGUGCGAUUCCAACCGCCUGAUCGUGCUGGAUGGUGAUAUUCUCUUGCCCAAUCUGGGUCUCUCGAAAUUUGAUUUGGAUAUUCUACGGCAUGAUACCGAGAUCGUUAUCCAUGCAGCAUCUUCUAUCAACCUAGGGAAACGCCUAGAUCGUGUUUUUAAUUCAAUCGUCGAAGCGAGUCAAAUGAUGUUCAACAUCGCACUAUCAUGUCCAAACUUUGAGCGAUUCAUCUAUGUCUCAACCGCAUAUUCAAACGCCCAUCUUUAUUCCCAAAGUCCAGGAUCCGACAUUCAAGUUGAAGAGAAGAUUUACUAUCUCAAAGGCGAAAGUGAUGUUCUCGAAGAGCUUGAUCAAGUACGAAAACAUGGAACGAGCAAGGCAUAUCAAAAAGAGAAUUUUCCCUGGAGCUAUGCAUACGCGAAAAACCUUUCAGAAAGGCUGCUACUACACAGAUUCAGUGAGAUUGGUGCAAAGGAAAAGCUUCUCAUCGUGCGCCCAUCUGUGAUCGGUCCUUCUCUUCGUUUACCCUUUCCAGGAUACAUUAUGCCCAUGUCUUCACCUUGUACCAUGAGUAUAGCAAUAGCAUCUUUAUACCCAUUCCGGACGUUGAAAAUUGCAACACUGAUGGCUGAGCCUGAGUUGGACGUUCAUAUUGAUGAGGUCCCUGUGGAUGUUGUCGUCGACCGCCUUCUGUGUCAUCUUGCUAUGGGUACAUACGGCUGUUUUCAUGCUGUCAGUGGAGUGGAUUCACGAAUAGACUAUAACUGCUUUGUUAAGAACUUGGGGAUAGUUCGCCGAUUUCCGUGGGGAGUGCAGCCUGUCUGGUUGAAGGAAGAUUGGAAAUCGCGCAAACAGUUCUGGGCAAGUCGCAUAUAUGCGAUUAUCGGAGUUUCUUUUGCUUUCUCCGAUGACAGGACUAUUGCUCUCAGCAAGAGACUCUCUGAUCAAGAGAAAGUGGAUCUACAGUUGUUUUCAGGGUGCAAUUUUGAUGUUGCGUCCCGUGCAGAAAGCAUUCGUUAUGUCAUGGAUCAGUUUGCAGGCCAAAGUUGGUUAGCAUGGAUGAUUGUUUGGCUUCUUUAUUCAGACCUUGGGAAGGGAAAUUCUCACCGUUGGCGAUCUGUAAAGUUAUAA
Molecule: messenger RNA, 1326 nt
Organism: Penicillium malachiteum
Lineage: Eukaryota; Fungi; Ascomycota; Eurotiomycetes; Eurotiales; Aspergillaceae
Exons: 2
Coding region: 1-1326 (441 amino acids)
Biological process (GO): long-chain fatty-acyl-CoA metabolic process
Cellular component (GO): peroxisome
Molecular function (GO): alcohol-forming very long-chain fatty acyl-CoA reductase (NADP+) activity
Source: RefSeq, a predicted model, not a curated record